AGCACCUGACUUAAUGUGUAUACCGAUGCAAACUCUAUGUUAUCAAAAUAAACAUGAACUGCUGAAUAAUCUAUCCAAUUAUUUAGUUUUAUAAUUGUUGCUCUAAAUCGUACAUAAGAUAUAUUCUAAGGAAUUGAGAGAGUCACACUAAAACCUUCAUUAUAAAGGAAAGGACCAACAAAGUUCUUGCUCGUUUAACAAGAAAUAGUGCUAAUCUUUUAGGAAUAAACCAAAUUGUAGUUGAUUGGAUCAGGAACAAACACCCAAGGGGAUGUAGAACUGAAAGUUGUAGCAUCAAAGUAAGUUGUGUAGGGUAACAUAUCUAAUUAUAAUUAAGAUCAGUACUUUCAUUAAAUUAGCACACCUUAUUAGUAUCUGGAACUCGAUAAUAAUGGCAUUCAACAACACAACUUUUUGUAUCAUCUAGGUAUUCAAUAAAUGCUGCAUUAGUAGGGCAACUGCCACAGGUUGAAGGGGAACCUAAGGUAGUAGAAGGACUUGUAAAGCAAGCCAAGCAAUUAUUCGCAGCACUGCUAGAACUGCAUUUUAAGCAUGACCAAUGACAUUUAUUUACAUAAAUCUAAAAUGCUCUUGAGCCAUAAUUUCUGCUACCAAAAUUUGUUCCGCAAAUUCUAAAUCUAAUUUCUGUGUUAUCAUUAUGCUAGAAUGUCAGAUAAAAUGUUUAUAUCUCAAAAUUAUUCCAACCUCCCAUAGAUUUACAUACUAAUUGAAAUUAUCCCAAAGUACUAUCCUUAUAUUAAAAUGUUUAAGUAGCUGUUGA
Messenger RNA from Paramecium octaurelia, 781 nucleotides. The record is from the annotation of a GenBank genome assembly. Lineage: Eukaryota; Ciliophora; Oligohymenophorea; Peniculida; Parameciidae.